Messenger RNA from Drosophila arizonae, 3813 nucleotides. It is a transcript of the gene Ankle2, whose product is annotated as ankyrin repeat and LEM domain-containing protein 2. Gene Ontology annotation, biological process: negative regulation of phosphorylation. Lineage: Eukaryota; Metazoa; Arthropoda; Insecta; Diptera; Drosophilidae. The record is from RefSeq and is a predicted model, not a curated record. Gene Ontology annotation, cellular component: endoplasmic reticulum. Gene Ontology annotation, molecular function: protein phosphatase 2A binding.
CCAUCCCCACACGACACUGCAUUGCAUUUCGAACUCAAGCAUAAACACAUCCAUUUGUUGCAAUUAUAUGCGAAUUUCGUGUGUAUGGUGGAUAAAAUAAUACAAUACAUUAAAAUUAAAUGUGAAGUUGUGUCUGAAUAAUCCUGUAGUGUUUUAUAAAGCAUCCCUGGCACCAGUGGCAAGCAUUGGCAUCCAUGGCUUACUUUGGCGUCUAUAUACCGCCAUCCAAGGCGGGCUUUGAGGGCAAUUUAACCCAAUGUGCGGGCUCCAUAGCCGCGGACAACAUCAAGAUUUCCCCAGAAUGUCCGGCUAGUGGGGCAGAAGAAUCGUCAGCAUAUGAGGAUCCUGAAUAUCCACCCGACUCGCCGCUUUGGCUGAUAUUCAAGGAGAAGUCCAAGGCGCUGGACGUCUUGCGCCACUACAAGGAGGCGCGUCUGCGCGAAUUUCCCAACCGUGAACAGGCAGAGAGCUACGUACAAUUCGGCUUCGAGAGCAUCCAGUCGCUGAAGCGCUACGGCAAGGCGAAACCUGCCAGCAAGCCGGUGCAAUUGCCUACAACGUUGAGCUACAAAUCGAAUUCUGGCAGCGCAGAGAGUCCGUUUUCUUCGUCACCCACCAACAGCACGAGUGCGUCCCCCUGCUCCGGACUCCCGUUGGGCAUGUCGAACAUGCUAUUAUCCUUGCCGAACAGCAGCAACAGCAACAACAACAGCAGCAGCAGCAGCAGCAGCAGCAACAACGCCAAUUGCAUUGGCAGCAACAGCAGCACUCCGCUAAAUGGCGAGCGUCCGCCGUUCCGGGCGCCCACCAAGCAAGAGCUAGUUGAGUUCCGCAAGCAAAUCGAGGCUGGCAAUUAUGAGCGGGUCAAGCGUACAGUUUGGGACAACCCCCGCUAUUUGAUCAGCAGCGGGGACACGCCGACUAGCUUGAAGGAGGGCUAUCGCUACAACGCCAUGCACAUCUGUGCCCAAGUCAAUCAGGCACGCGUCGCUGAGCUCAUUCUGAAGAUAGUCUCGGAUCGCGAGUUUACACAGUUGUAUGCGGGCAAGAAGAGCAGCAGCGAAAUGUGCGCCGCUCUAAAUGUGAAUCUGCUCGAUUACUAUCUCAACAUGCCCGACAAGGGGCGUGGCGAGACGCCGCUGCACUUCGCCGCCAAGAACGGGCACAUUGCCGUUGUUGAAGUGCUCACCUCGUAUCCGCAGUGCAAGUCGCUGAAGAACACGGAAGGUAUGCACCCCAAGGACAUUAUCUGCCAACGGGCACCCAACGCCAGCUUAGUGGUGAUCAAGAAGCUGGAGCUCCUCCUGUCGGAGCCACACUAUGUGCCCGUUCUACGCGCUGUAGGCAACCAACUGCCACCGCAAGUUGGACAUCCCUUUACGCCCAAUGAUCCGCCGAUUUUGCAGCACAAGACCGACGAGUCGGACCGCCUGAAUGUGGACCUUAAAAUUAGCGCCUUGGCUGGGCCUAUGCCGCGUGAGCAGGCCAUGAACUUCUUUCGCCGCUGGAAGACGCCGCCGCGUGUUGGCAGCAAUGUGGCCUCGCCGUUGGCCAACUCAAGCUACAUCUCGCCCAUGAAGUCGCCGACCAAGGCAUUUCUCAACGAAAGCUCUGGCAUUGUGUCGAGGCGGCGCGCGUUGUUCAGCCCACGAGCCGCGGCGUUAAAUGCAUCGCUCAACGAAGCCAACGGAAAUCACAAGGCCCAACAAGAGGAGGGCCAACUGCCCAACACCGAUGUGGACCCCAUUGAGCACAACAAUAAUUGCACGUAUAACAGAUGCGGCAUGCCCUCAACGCCCAUACGUCAAAUGAAACCGGACUUGUUUUUAAAGUAUCGCGACAACUCCGCGUCUCCGAUUAUUAUGGAUUCAUCACUGGACGUAGCCGAGCUGAGUCUGAACAUGUCCGUGUCCACAUUGAACGACAGUUUCCGCGAGCGUCACAUCAAGAACUCGGACAUUGAGAAAGGCCUUGAGGUGGUCGGUCGACAGCUGGCGCGCCAAGAGCAGCUGGAGUGGCGCGAGUAUUGGGACUUUCUCGAUGCGUUUGUCGACAUGGCCUCCGCGGAUGGUCUUCGCCGUCUAGAGAGCUAUCUGUCUGCCAAGCACGAGCUGGCGCAAGCCUCCAUGCUGGCGGAGAAAUCACACCAGGCGUGGAACUUUUCUGAAAUUCGUCAGUAUUUAGGCUUAGUGGCUGACCGACCGAAAUCCAACAAUUCUGAAUCCCCUUGUGUCUCCAUUACGCAAGUAAUGACGCCGUACACCUGUGUGGAGAAGUCGCUGCAGGUGUUCGCGAAACGAAUCACCAAGACGCUCAUCAAUAACAUUGGAAACAUGGUGUCCAUCAAUGACACACUGCUCUCCGAGCUCAAAAGACUGAAAUCCCUCAUCGUGAGCUUCAAGGACGACGCACGCUUCAUAAGCGUUGACUUUGGCAAGGUGCACUCGCGCAUCGCUCACCUCGUAGCCAGCUACAUAGCCAACUCACAGGAAGUCAGCCCCCAGCUGCGCAACCAGUUGACGCAGAUGCUGCGCAAGAUGCUGCAGCUGAAUGGCGAGCGACGCGAGCACUUACACUGCGUCUGCGACAGCAUGCUGCUUGUGCUGGAGCAGGCCCCGACUGUCAAGCUGCCGGACGCACUGAAGACCGAGGAGCUGUGCUCUGCCGCCUGGGAGCUGGAGCAGUGCUGCAACUGUCUGUGGGAUGCGAAUCUCAGCCGGAAGACGAGCAGGCGAAAGCGUACCGAAUCGUUGCGGGCCCAAGCGCAGGACUUUGCCAAUGCCACCACAAUGCUGGCCUCGGCCGCAGUCGCUCUUCAGAGCGCUGCCGCGCCCAAUGCGGAUGCCGUUGUGGCCACUCCCGAUGUGAACUCCUGGCGCAGCAACGAUAAUGAUGAUGAUAAUGAUGAUGACGACGACGAUGCCAACGAUGAUUCCUUCUUUUUCGAAUGUGGUGGUGGUGAGGACAGCAGCGAUGAUGAGGAGGUAUUUCUGACGCCACCCGAAAGCCGAUCGCCCAUAUUGUCGUCUGAUGUGGAUCCUCCCUACGAGCUUUUCAUCUUUGGCAAGGAGCCAACCAAGCGAGAUUUAGAUGUGCUCAACGCUAUUUUCCACGUGGACAUCGAUAAGGAGACGCUGCCAUUCGUUCAUGCCUGGCAAACAGCCAUGGAAAACUUCUCUUCUGCCGAGAUGGAUCUCUUCCCCUCCCCGAAGAAUGUGCAAAAGUUGCAUAAGCCAUCGCAUUUAAUCGGCACCCCGCCCAAUUCGAUGAGCAGCUCAGCCAAUUGUAAAUCCAGCAGUAUUCUGAAUGACAGCGAUCCGGUGGUUCAGCCGAAACGUCUGUUCGCGUUCGCCACGCCCAAGAUAAACGCAGCGGCCUUGCGUCGACAGACUGCCGGAACACCGACGACUCCUCCGAAGUCGGCACGAUCGCAGCGAGUGCCAGACAAGUCGUGGCAAUUGGCUACCUCAUCGCCAAAACAGACCUCAUCGCCAUUACCGUCGUUUGCCUCCCUUGCUAUGGCUACCGUGCAUCAGAAACUUACUGUGGCCUCCGUAUCACAGUCAUUCCAAACGCCUCUAAACAAAAUGCGCGGCAUUUUCAGCAAGUAUCGCGAGGUUAGCCAGGAUACCAGUCCGAUGCCAGUGUCGCCGGGCUAUGUCAACAACCGGUCGCUCUCUUUGGAAGAGAGCGACUGAUUAUUUGAAUAUGCGUAAAAUACUUAAAACAGGAUCCGAGCAGUUGCAUGACGAACUGCCGAUUAUWAUUAUUUUAUUAGUCUUGAUUGUUGCCUGCCUUUAGAGAUACAUUAUU